Messenger RNA from Xenopus tropicalis (tropical clawed frog), 2359 nucleotides. RefSeq names its product BTB (POZ) domain containing 17 (gene btbd17). NCBI's taxonomy places the organism in Eukaryota, Metazoa, Chordata, Amphibia, Anura, Pipidae. The record is from RefSeq and is marked validated.
CUUCUCUGAGAGUUCCAGGGAGGCUAUCAAAGCCUUUUGUCACAUUGUGAUGUGGACCAUGCAGCAUCUCAUUGUGGAUUUCUAGGUUUAAUACAAAAGAUGGAGUCCCCUGGCAUCUCUCUGAAAGGAGUGAAAAGCAUUGGCUGGCUUCUCUCCAUUGAAAUCCAACAGAGGGUGUGAAAAUAAACAUUGAAGCAUUUGUAACACAAAUUGUUUCCCACAGCGACUGAAUUAUUCCAGUUGUACCAAUCAGCAAGUAGUGACGGCCCGAGAGGACCAGGGCUCUAUAUAAAAAGGAGACAAGCCAUUCUCUAUCAGCGCACUUUUUGCCUGGGAACUAACAAGGGGAAGGUGGCAAACAUGGACAGGAGAACUUGGCCUUGGCACAGCGGGGUAAUGAGGAGGUUCUGUGUGGUACCUCUGCUUCUAGUUCUGGUGGAGGCAGCUCAGAAAUCCGAUCUAGGAGGUGAUGCCUCUGCUGCCCUCAUCAACCAUUCCCCGAUGCUCAUUCAACGCCUGCAAGACCUUUUUCAUAAAGGCAACUCCACUGAUACCAUCCUGAGGAUCCGUACCGCUAACUCAGAUGAGGUGAAAGUCAUUCACGUUCACCAGCUUCUCUUAACACUUCAGAGUGAUAUCUUUGAUGGGCUUCUUCUAAACCAAAGUGAGGUGACUCUACAGGAACCAGCUGAAUGUGCUGCCCUGUUUGAAAAAUUCAUCAGGUAUUUCUAUUGUGGAGAGAUUUCAGUCAAUUUGAAUCAGGCCAUCCCACUGCACCGCUUGGCCAACAAGUAUCACAUGACAGCUCUACAAAGAGGGGUAACUGAAUACAUGAAAACUCAUUUUUCCAGUGAGUCUGCUCAAGGCCAUGUUGUGAGCUGGUACCAUUAUGCCCUGAGGAUGGGUGACAUAAAUCUACAAGAAAGUUGUCUAAAGUUUCUGGCAUGGAAUCUUUCUACUAUUAUGAGCAGCAAUGAGUGGGUGACAGUGAGUGACAAGUUGAUGGUAUCCCUUCUUCAGCGCUCUGAUCUGGUUCUGCAGAGUGAGCUAGAGCUGUUUAGUGCUGUAGAAGAAUGGAUUAGCAAGAAUAAACCAGAUGCACCAGUGAUUGAAAAGGUUCUUCGGUCUAUUAGGUAUCCAAUGAUCUCGCCAAGCCAGCUCUUCCAGAUUCAGAAAGAAUCAGCUGUUCUGGCCUCCUACCACAAUUCAGUUCAAGACCUCAUGUUCCAGGCUUUCCAGUUUCACUCUGCCUCCCCAUUGCACUUUGCAAAGUAUUUUGAUGUCAACUGCAGCAUGUUUGUUCCUCGUAACUAUCUCUCCCCUUCUUGGGGUUCUCAGUGGAUAAUUAACAACCCAGCUAGAGAUGACAGAAGCCUAACCUUUCAAACUCAACUAGGUCCAAGCAACCAUGACACCAGCAAGAAAAUGACAUGGAAUGCCCUAUUUUCUCCUCGCUGGCUUCCAGUCAGCCUCCGACCCGUCUACUCGGAGUCGAUACCAAGCAGCUCUCAAUCAAAUCGCUUAGAGGAAGGGAAACCCCGUCUUGUUGUGACGUCAGCAAUGAGUGGAAUGGAUUUUGCAGGAGUUACAUUCCAGAAGACUCUGCUGGUUGGAGUUAAGAGACAACAGAGCAAGGUGUUUGUAAAACAUGUCUACAAUGUUCAUCAGAGCACCGAUGAAGUCUUUGACUUCCUGCUCCAGGCUGACCUGCAAAAAAGAACCUCGGAAUAUCUCAUUGACAACUCCCUGCACCUCCACAUUAUCAUAAAGCCUAUUUACCAUUCUUUGAUUAAAGCCAAGUGAAAUGUAAAUAAGACCCAGGCCUCUGGCAGAAACCCAAUGUGUCUGGAAUAACCACUUCCUCGCUAAUAUUGCCACCCAAAAAAUACAUAUGUGAUCCCCAAGAGCAAAUCUGCUGCAGGAUAUCUGAUGUAUUAAGCAGUACAGACUAAUAUCCCUGCCUAGCAGCAAAGUGUUUUUCUCAAUGCAAGGAAGCCAAUAAAUGCUAACCUUUACCUUGGCAAUACUAAGGAAAUGAUGUACAGACACUGCCUUUUCUCUCUUCUGUGGUUAAUGCUAUACAGAGGAAUUUGUUUAAAAAUAUUAGGUGGAAGUAUCUAAAUGAUCACUAUUGCAAUUAAUUUAUAUAAAAAGACAGAAGACAAGAACUUCAGUACAAAGAAUACAAAUUCAGACUUAGGCACAGACCUGUACCCAGGUAAAUAAGACAUUUUUCUUGUACCCCACUCUUGGGAGCUGUAAAUGUGCUUUCCUUCAUGAAUUUUUUUUGCAGAGGUCUAAUGUAGUCUGGCAUGGUGAUUCCUAAACUGCCUGUAAUAAAGAAAAUUGUAUAGCUAUA